AUGAGGUCUUGGCUGUGGCAGUGUGUCGACGAUCAUCCAAAGUGCAGAACCACACUCUCGGGUAAGAUAUUUGGUUUUGGUUCCCAGAACUCAUCCUUGGAUGCGAGCAAGCUGCCUUUCCGGGUCCUUGACGUUGGGUCUCCAGGAUCACCACUUGUCAAACUCGUCGAAACCACCACGGAAACGCCCAGAGCUCCCUACGUUGCGCUCAGCCAUUGUUGGGGUCCUCCAGACAAACAACCGCUCAAGACAACGCUUCAUACAAUAGGGGAUCACAUGCACCCGGGUAUCCCGCUUGAUCGCCUUCCACAAACUUUUGCGGACGCUGUGUGGGUCACCAGAGAGUUGGGAAUCCGCUACCUGUGGAUCGACUCUUUGUGCAUCAUCCAAGACAGUCCGGCAGACUGGGAAACAGAGUCACACAAGAUGGGUUCCAUCUACGAAGGGGCGACACUCACAUUGGGAGCUGCGUAUGCUCGCAAUUCCUCCGAAGGGCUUUUU
Neurospora hispaniola is the source of this 501-nucleotide messenger RNA. RefSeq names its product heterokaryon incompatibility protein-domain-containing protein. Lineage: Eukaryota; Fungi; Ascomycota; Sordariomycetes; Sordariales; Sordariaceae. The record is from RefSeq and is a predicted model, not a curated record. The annotation marks the transcript as partial. The transcript has a single exon.